Paramecium pentaurelia is the source of this 1271-nucleotide messenger RNA. Lineage: Eukaryota; Ciliophora; Oligohymenophorea; Peniculida; Parameciidae. The record is from the annotation of a GenBank genome assembly.
AUGGGUCCUUGUCAAACUAGUUGUUGUAACAAAGAAAUAGAUUAUGGAUUAAAAACUCAAUAGAAGAGUGAAAACAAUAUUGAUGAAGUUAAUCCUGAAUUUGAAGAUUCAAAUAUACAACAUUCACAUCAUUCAUAAUAAAAAGAUAAAGAUAAAUUUUAAGAGGAUCAUUUACAUUUAGAAUCUGAAUUAAUUAAAAAGAAGAAUCAACCAAAAGAUUCUAAUUGUGUAAGUAAUUAAAAAGACCAUGAAUAAAUACAGAAAAACUAAGAAAUUAUUUAUAAUAAUUAUGAUCAUCCAACACCUACUCUUGAUUAAAUAUGUUAAGAACAUUAAAAUUAAGCAGAUAUAUCUGAAAAACAAGAAAAAAUAAUUAAGAAUUCUCUUUUUUCCAUUUCUAAAAAUUAAAAUUUAGAGUCUAAUUAAAAGUUAUAAAAUUAAGAAUUAGAUGAGACAAUGAAUGAUGUUAGAAUUAAAUUGGGAGCUAAAAUACUUGAUAAAGGAGCAGUUUAUGAGGGAGAAUGGCUAAAAGGUAAACGUGAUGGAACUGGCAAAUAAAUUUGGCCUGAUGGAUCAAUAUAUUAAGGAUAAUGGAUAGAGGAUCACUGUUGUGGAAAGGGAAAACUUAUUCAUGGGGAUGGUGAUAUUUAUGAAGGAGAUUGGUUAGAAGAUUAAGCAAAUGGAUUUGGAAUUUACUAACUUAUAAAUGGUGCUAAAUAUGAGGGACAAGUACUAUUGUAAAAAUUAACUUAGUGGUUUAAUGACUAACAAGAAGGAAAAGGUGUUGAAAAAUGGCCAGAUGGAGCAAGUUAUGAAGGUGAAUAUCAUGAAGGAAGAAAGGAAGGUAAUGGUAUUCUUUAUUUUGCUGAUGGAUCAAAAUACAAAGGGUGCUUUAUUAAUAAUGAAAUACACGGAAAUGGAAUUUAUUAAUGGUCAGAUGGAAGGGUUUAUAAGGGUGAUUGGAAAAAAAAUAAAAUGAAUGGAGUAGGGGAAAUUAAAUGGAGUGAUGGUCGAAAAUUUAUUGGAGUACUAUUAAUAUUGAUUAAAAGAAUUACUCAGAAGAUUUGAAACAUGGAAGAGGAUAGUUUUGGUGGCCAGAUGGUAGAAGAUAUGUGGGAAAUUGGGUUUUGGGUAAAUAAGAAGGAUAUGGUGCUUAUUAUAUGCCUAAUUAACUAGUUAAAUAUGGAAUUUGGUAGGAUGGAAUGAGAAAAUAAUGGAUAGGGAAUGAGGAAUUGGAAUAGUUAAAGGGUAAAUAAGUUAUAGAUUUUUGA